Pneumocystis murina B123 is the source of this 4182-nucleotide messenger RNA. RefSeq lists its product as hypothetical. Gene Ontology annotation, biological process: transcription elongation-coupled chromatin remodeling; transcription elongation by RNA polymerase II; mRNA transcription by RNA polymerase II. The record is from RefSeq and is a predicted model, not a curated record. Bases 1 to 4107 code for a protein of 1368 amino acids. NCBI's taxonomy places the organism in Eukaryota, Fungi, Ascomycota, Pneumocystomycetes, Pneumocystales, Pneumocystaceae. Gene Ontology annotation, cellular component: transcription elongation factor complex. The transcript is spliced from 8 exons. Gene Ontology annotation, molecular function: nucleosome binding; histone binding; DNA binding.
AUGGAAUAUAAAGAUCCUGAAGAUGAAGAAAACCAAAACGAGGAUUGGGAGGAGAAAGAGGGAGAGAAUGAUGAAGAGGACAGUUCGGAUGAUGAUAUAGAUUCGAGUGAAGAGGAUGAAGAAGAACAAAGAAAGGUUCAGGAAGGGUUUAUUGUUGAUGAUGAUGAGGAGGAAGAGGAGGAAGGAGAUGAAGAUGUGAUAAAGAUACGACAUAAGAGAAGAAAACGAACAAAUGAUAAAGAUAGGAAUAUGGAUAAUGAAGAACUUGAUGAAGAGGAUUUAGAUCUUGUUAUGGAGAAUACAGGGAUUUUUAUGGCACGAGAUGAACCCAAAUUUAAAAGAUUAAAACGUCGAAAAGAAAAAUUUAGGUCUAAGGAUUUGGCAGAUAUUUUUUCGGAUAAAGAUGAAAGUGAUGUGGAUGAAAGAGCCUAUGUCAAAUCUGUUGGAUUUUCUGAUGAAUUUGCAGAUUUUAUUGAAGAUGAUGAUUUUGGUGAUGAUUUAGAUGAUGAAAAAGAAAAUCGACAUGAAAAAGCAUUUCAUGGAGAAAUUUAUUCUAAAAGUAUUGGAAUAGAUAGUGAUGCACAUGCUCAGGUUUUUGAGAUCUUUGGGGAUGGUGGGGAUUAUGCUUAUGCUCUUGAAAAUGAGGAUUCUGAGCAAUAUGAGAAAAAAGAUAUUUCUUUGUAUGAUGUUUUUGAGCAUAGUGAAAUUGUCGAGCGUAUGCUUACGGAUAUGGAUGAAAUUAUCAGAAUUACUGAUAUUCCAGAACGUAUGCAAAUUUUGAGAGCUCCAUAUUAUCAUUUACAGCUUUCCGAUGAUGAUAUUUUAAAAGAAUAUGAAUGGAUCUCGAGUCGUAUGCUUCUUAUGCGUACUGAUAUAGAUUCUUCUCUUGAGAAACCUUUUAGAAAAGCUGUGAAAAAUGUUAUUGAUUUUUAUAUUAAUGAUUUUUUUGAGCCAUCGUUUAUAUGGCAAAACAGAAAAGAUUAUUUACUCUUUUCAGAAAAGAGCGAUGAUGAAAGGAAAACAACUAAGGUUCAUACUUUGUUAAGACAAGGUGAUUUAUGGAAAAUUCUUGAUCUUGAUGUUAAGUUUCGUUCACUUGUUGAAAAACGGAAUUUUCUUUUUGAAACUUUUAAGAAUUUUAAUAUCAAUGAUAAGUUAUUUGAGGAAUAUAUUGAUAAAAUUGAAUCUCUUGAAGAAAUUACAGAUCUUCACGAUUAUAUAUAUUUUCGAUAUUCUGAAAAUAUAAAAGAUAUGAAUAUAUCUCAAGGAUUUACUUUUAAGAGGCCUUCAAAUAAAUAUUCUUUUUAUGCUAAAAUAAGAAAAGAAGAUUUUUAUAAUCUUGUCAGAGCUUUUGGAUUACCUCCUGAACAUAUUGGAAAAAAUUUUUUGGAAAAUACUAAAAGAUAUUUUCCUGAGGACCCUGAUAAAUGGCCUGAGAUUUUAGCGGGAAAAUAUAUUGUAAAUUCUAAUUAUUCUUCUGCUACUGUUGCUUUGGCUGUAGCAAGAAGACUUGUAGUUGAUGAAUUGUUUAAUGAUCCUCAAGUUAGAAAAGCAAUUAGAACAAUUUACUUUAGAAAAGGCUAUAUUGAUGUCGAACCAACUGAAAAGGGCAUUAGAAAAAUAGAUAAUGAUCAUCCUUUUUAUUUUUUCAAGUACGCUCGUCAUAUUUCUAUGGAAAAUAUGACUCAUAAUCCUGAUUUUUAUCUUCAAAUGAUUAAUGCAGAAGAUCAGGAUUUGGUUAAGAUUAGAAUUCAUUUGGAUGGAUAUGAUAAUUUAUUUUAUGAGAUGUUUGAGUUAUUAACUUCUGAUAAUGUUAGUGAAAUAGCAUCUGCCUGGAAUGAUCAACGGAAAUUAAUAUUAACUGAUUUAUUUGAUAAGAUCAUUCCAAUUAUUGAGAAAACAAUUAAGGAGAAUUUAAAAAGUGAUUGUGAAGAUGCCCUUGCUUUUUUUUGUAGAAAAAAAUUUUUGGAUAAACUUGAUCGUACACCAUAUCCUGUAAAGUCUCUAGAUAAAGGGGAAGUUCCGCGUGUAUUAACAGUUUCUAAUGGCAGAGGUGAUGCUACAAAAGAUGAUACUUCAUGUGUAUUUGUUAAUGAAGAUGGAAAAGUAUUAGAACAUAUUAGAAUUUCUGAUAUACAUGAAGAGAAUUCCAAAAAGGAAUUAUCUGAUUUUAUAAAACGCCGAAAUCCAGAUGUUAUUGGUGUAUCUGGAUUCAGUAUUUCUGUCGAGUUUCUUCGUAAAAGUUUAAAAGAUCUUGUUGAUAAUAUUAAUAUAGAACAAAACGAUAAUAGCAAUCAUAUAAGAGUCGUAUAUGUUAAUGAUGAUGUUGCUAGACUUUAUCAAAAUAGCGAAAGAGCUAAUAAGGAAUUCCCUAAUUUAUCUUCAUUAGGUAAAUAUUGUGUAUCUCUCGCUAGAUAUAUGCAGAGUCCGCUUAUGGAAUAUGCGGCAAUGGGAAACGAUAUUACAUCUAUAUCUUUUCAUCCAUGGCAACAUCUUAUCCCCCAAGAUAAAUUACAAAGAGUUUUGGAAACUGCAAUUGUAGAUAUCGUAAAUUUAGUAGGUGUCGAUAUAAAUGAUGUUGUUAAAUCUUCAUAUAAAUUAAAUCUUUUGCCAUAUGUAUGUGGUUUAGGUCCUCGUAAAGCUCAGAGUUUGUGUAAACGUAUUUCUGCUGUUGGUGGAUAUAUUUCGAAUCGUGCUGAAUUUAUUACAAAAUCUAUUCUAACAAAAAAUAUUUUUAUAAAUUGUGCUAGUUUUUUUAAAAUACCGUAUGAUGAUAAUUCAAUAUCAGAUUCUAGUGAGAUUUUGGAUAGUACAAGAGUACAUCCAGAAGAUUAUGAAUUGGCUAGAAAAAUGGCUGCUGAUGCUUUAGAAUUAGAUGAAGAAGAUGUUGAAGAAUAUGAUUCUAGUGGAGGAGUUGUGGCAUAUCUUAUGAAUGAUGAUCCAGAUAAACUUAGUGAUCUUAUAUUGGAGGAAUAUGCUGAGCAGCUCGAAAAGGCUUUUCAACAAUUAAAAAGGAAUACUCUCGAGACUAUCAGAGAUGAGCUCCAAAAUCCUUAUGAAGAACUUCGUAAAGAUUACAAAGAUAUCACUGAUCAAGAAAUUUUUACUAUGUUGACUGGAGAGACUCCAGAAUCAUUGAAGCCUGGUUCCGUUAUUCCUGUUACUGUUAAAAAAAUUGGAAGUAAACAUGUUACCGUAAGAUUAAAUUGUGGAAUAGAUGGAAAUAUUUCUAGUUCACAAGUAACUGAUAAUUAUAAUCUUUUACCUUCGCAAGUUUUGCAAUAUGGGCACACCGUUCAGGCAGUUGUUUUAUCUUUAAAUUUUCAGAAAUUUACUGUGGAAUUAUCAACGAAAGCUUCGUCUAUUAAAGAGGCAUAUAAAAAUCAAAAAGAUAGCUCUUUGAAUAGAAAAUUUAAAUGGGAUAGUAUUGCUGAAGAAAAAGAUAAGUCUAAAAUUGCAUUAAGAAGGGAAGCAGAACAGCGAAUAACUAGGGUUAUUAAACAUCCUCUUUUUAGACCAUUUAAUGCUCGACAAGCCGAAGAUUAUUUGGCUGGUAUGCAGCGUGGUGAUGUAGUAAUUCGUCCAUCAUCAAGUGGACCUGAUCAUAUUGCUAUAACAUGGAAAGUUUCGGAAGGGAUUUAUCAGCAUAUUGAUGUUCUUGAAUUAGAUAAAGAAAAUGAGUUUUCUGUAGGUCGUCAGUUACGUGUACGUGGAAAGGAACAGAAUUAUUUUUAUAGUGAUUUGGAUGAGCUUAUAGUUUCACAUAUUAAGUCAAUUGCUCGAAAAGUUGACGAAAUGACUACAAAUGAAAAAUUUCAAAAAGGUACUAGGGCAGAAACGGAACAAUGGCUUAAUAGGUAUUCAGAGGCCAAUCCAAGAAGAUCUUGUUAUGCAUUUUGUUUUAAUCCUAAAUAUCCUGGUUUUUUUGAUCUUUGUUUUAAGGCUAAUUUGAAAUCCAAAGUUGUUAGUUGGUCAGUAAAAGUUGUUCCUAAUGCAUUCUCUUUGAAAGGAAAUCUUUAUGGAGAUAUGAAUACCUUAUGCAAUGGUUUUAAAAUGAUGUUUGCAGCUCAAGCAAAUAAUAGAUCAAUGACAAAUAAUCGCAAAUGAUAUAUAUAUUGUUGUUUAUAAACAUUUAUUUAUCUAAUUUCCAUGAAUGAAUUUUUGUUGUAUUUGUAUGUUGAG